Molecule: messenger RNA, 636 nt
Organism: Fusarium graminearum PH-1
Lineage: Eukaryota; Fungi; Ascomycota; Sordariomycetes; Hypocreales; Nectriaceae
Exons: 3
Coding region: 1-636 (211 amino acids)
Molecular function (GO): protein binding
Source: RefSeq, a predicted model, not a curated record
AUGGCCAGGACGCUUUGUAUACAACCUCGGCGCCAACCACAGGGGAUUGAGAAGCUCCCCACGCACAUUUUGGCAACGAUGGUGUCGUUCCUCGACUUUAAGGAUGUGCUGAACCUUACUCAAGCCAGCACCAAGUUAAACGACGUCGUCAAGCCAAACGAAUGGGUCCUGCUGCAUAAGCGAUAUGCAUUCGUUGCUUACACAUGGUUCAGGCGAGUCCAGGACUUGCCAUUCGACGAAGUCCUACUGGGAAGCGAUAAAUGGAAUAUUGUUGCAAUAGAACAUCGGCGAAGAGAACUGUGCAAGGCAUGCGGAUGUGUCAAGUAUAAACGAAAAACAUGCGAGCAUUGCCGGGAGCUUUACGCCGAAGGAGUCUUUGAUCGGAAGACACUUUACCCACUGGUGGUGGAGAUUGAAGAGAUCUUGCCCUCGCUGGAAGAUCUAUUCACCACGACAUACCGGAAGGAGAGUAAGGAGGUGGAGAGGCCAAGGCAAGAGAUGUCAAUGCAAGAGAGGUCGAGGCAGGAGAGUCAAUGGCAAGGGAGGCCAUGGCAGCAGAGGGUAUGGCAGGAGAUACGGAUACACCAUCGACCAAAGUCCCAAGAGCCUAUCAUGGUCCCAUCAGCCAGUUUCUGA